This is a messenger RNA of Synchiropus splendidus (mandarinfish), 1377 nucleotides long. RefSeq names its product nuclear protein 1b (gene nupr1b). The transcript is spliced from 2 exons. Gene Ontology annotation, cellular component: nucleus. Bases 650 to 874 code for a protein of 74 amino acids. Lineage: Eukaryota; Metazoa; Chordata; Actinopteri; Syngnathiformes; Callionymidae. Gene Ontology annotation, biological process: negative regulation of cell cycle; negative regulation of cell population proliferation; regulation of transcription by RNA polymerase II. The record is from RefSeq and is a predicted model, not a curated record.
GAGGCUGUAGUGUUCCUGUUUGCAGUCACUGUUUCGUCAGAUUGUUUUCUUUAUUUUAGGAUUUUCCCCCAACGGCUUUACAGGAACACGUCGUGCACAGGUUGUGUCGAAGGUUCGAGUCAUCCGGUCUCCAGACUUGUGAGCAGGAUGGGACACACACGCCUAAACUCAGUGACCGUGACCCGAACGGUCCUUAUCGCUGCUGUACCUCAGACCCGACAGGUGGGCGGAACCCCGUCCCUUAUCGCCUUUGAUAAACACCGAGUGACCCAGAUCCGCGGACUGACCCAGAUCUUGUGAGCCCAUCAGCGGAGUUGCACCUGGAGCCAAACUCGUGCGAUCCAACACCAACGGGCGACUGUUGUCUCCCUGAUGGUCAUGAUGACGAUGAUAACUACUGUCAUCAUCCUCGACCAACACGAUCAGCCAGACCUGCAUCAUCAUCAUCAUCAUCAUCAUCAUCAUCAUCAUCCUCAACCUGCAUGAUCACCUCCACCAUCAUCUUCAGCGGAUGAUGCAACACUGGCUGAGGAGUAACGGGAUCACUUGGGCGGAGUUUGUUCCCGCGCUAUAAAAGUUGGGAGAAGUUGUUGUCGCGCACAUCAGACGUUUCAUCUGACUUUCCGAAACCCAGAUUACCAGAAGUACCAUGAGUCACGUCGACGUGAAGAACAUCAAGCCGAGCAGCUUCGAGGACGAGUACUAUGAUGAGUACGAGUACUACAACCUGAGCGAUAAGUACACAGAGGGAUCGGCCCGGAAAGGCCGAAGCAAGAAGGAGGCGAGCGACAACACGAACCGACCGAAUCCCGGAGGACACGAGCGCAAGAUCGUGGAGAAGCUCCAGAACAGCGAGAAGAAAGCGAAGGAGUGAGCAGACGAGGUGACGUCAAGUGCUGACACGUUGUCAUAAACCGAGGUCCGAACUGUUUUGUCGAGCUGCUUGUAAUCGAUUUUAAAAGUUCUCCGCCGUCAUGCAUAUCACGGAUGCAGUUCCGUACCGCCAGUCCACGUUGGCAGUUUGUAGAUGUCGCUGCUGCUCUGCCACGUGACGUGAGUUUUCAAAACAUCACGUCGGAGGGCGCUGACCACUCUGGCUGAGGCAUCUGUCGGCACUCCAGAAACAUUGCUUGUAUAACAACCCCCACCAGAUGAGCUGAUGUUUGUCUGACCUCAUCCAGGAGACCCUCGGACGGCACUCCCGGACACUGACCCUGGUCUCCACGGUGAUGGACAGAGACGAGCUACAGGACCAGCGAGCUGGAAGCUGGGGGGCCCGGCCCUGAGGCCACCGUCCUCCUGCAGGCACGUCUGUGGUGGCGACCACGCGACCUCAUGCUCGUUGUUACUUGUUGAUUAAAGUUUUUUUUUACUGGU